CAUUAUUGUUCACACCAUCUUCAGUUGGCAUACAGCAACUUGAGAGAGAAAAGGUGAAGAAGAAAAACAUGUCGCAUGUAGCUGGUUUGCUCGCCUCGGCUGUGGUCUCAGCGGUGGGCAAUAAGCUGGGUUCUGCCAUUGGGGAUGAGGUCACCAUGCUGUGGAGCUUCAAGGACGACCUCAAGGACAUGAAGGACACGCUGGAGUACAUGGAGGCGGCGCUCAAGGAUGCUGAGAGGCGGUCUGUUUCUGAGGAGUUGGUGCGGUUGUGGCUCAAGCGGCUGAAGAACGCUGCCUACGACAUCUCUUACAUGCUCGAUGAGUUCCAAGCUAACAGUGAACCAACCUACAGAAAGAUGAUUGGGAAGCUGGACUGUUUUGCUAUUGCACCCAAGAUUGCCAUGGCUUAUAAGAUGAAGAAGAUGAGAGGUCAGCUGAGGAAGAUCAAAGAUGAUCACGAGAGUUUCAAUUUCACACAUGAUAACUCCAGCCUAAUUAGUGUGCACCAGUUUCCUGAUCGACGGGAAACAACAUCAGAUGUGAUUGAAUCACUCAUCAUAGGGAGAGACAAAGACAGGAUGAAUGUUCUUUCUUUGUUAGCCACAAGCAGCAACAAAGAAGAUACUACAAUUCUUCCUAUCUGUGGGCUUGGAGGCAUAGGAAAGACAACUUUGGCACAACUGGUCUUCAAUGAUGGUCAGUUCAAAGAUUAUAAUCAUCGGGUAUGGGUCUAUGUAUCCCAGGUGUUUGACUUGAAAAAAAUAGGGAACUCCAUAAUUUCUCAAGUACUGGAAAAAGGAAGCGAGAAUCUUGAUACACUGCAGUUGAUAAGCCAACGCCUUAAACAUCUACUUCAAGAUAAGCAGACUCUAAUUGUUUUAGAUGACCUAUGGGAGACAGAUACCUCCCAACUAAAUCAACUCAAGCUUAUGUUGCGUGUAAGCUCCAAGAUGAGAGUCUUGGUCACAACACGCAGCAUAGACAUUGCAAGAAAACUUUGUACUGUUGAACCAUACAAGGUAGAUCCCUUGGACAGCGACAUGUGCUGGAGAAUAAUCAAGCAAAAUAGUGGCUUUGAAUCUAGAGCUGAUAAAGAACGAGUUGAACCAGUUGGACAAAUGAUUGCAAGGAAAUGUGGAGGUUUGCCAUUAGCAGCUCAAGCACUUGGAUUCUUGCUAUCUGGAAUGGAUCUUAGUGACUGGGAAGCAAUGUGCAAUAGUGAUAUUUGGGAUGAACCAUUUUCUGAUAGUACAGUUUUACCAUCCUUGAAGUUAAGUUACAAUAUUCUGACACCAUAUUUGAGGUUAUGCUUUGCCUAUUGUGGGAUCUUUCCGAAAGGUCACAAUAUUAGUAAAGAAGAUCUUAUCCAUCAAUGGAUUGCUCUAGGUUUCAUUGAGCCAUCUAAUAACUUUUCAGCCAUACAACUUGGCGAGAAGUAUGUUAGGCAAUUCGUGGGGAUGUCUUUCCUUCAACAUUCAAAAUUGCCCAAGAAAUUUGGAAAAACAAUCUUCACCAUGCACGAUCUAGUGCAUGAUCUCGCAAGAUCGGUCAUUGCUGAAGAAUUGGUUGUCUUUGAUGCUAAAAAAGCGAGUGUUACUAGAAGAAAAGAAUACUGCCACUAUGCAUCUCUUACAAAUUACAAUAUUUCAGAUUACAGCCAGGCAAGGGAGAUGGCAACUAUUUUCCCAUCUAAAUUAAGGGCGAUGCAUUUUUCGGAUUGUGAAUUCCAUGGUGGUGCAUUUUCAUUGCCGAAGUGCUUGCGUGUCUUGGAUCUAUCUAGAUGCUCCAUCACAAAGUUUCCAAGCACUCUAGGACAAUUGAAACAACUGGAGAUUCUUAUUGCUCCAGAGCUGCAAGAUUGGAAAUUUUCUGAGAGUAUCACUCGGCUCUCAAAAUUAUGUUACCUGAACCUCACUGGAUCACGGAAAAUUUCAGCAAUACCAAGCUCGGUUGGCAAACUUGGGAGUCUAGCCCACCUUGACUUAUCUUAUUGCACCAAUGUCAAAGUCAUACCAGAGAGCCUUGGAAGCCUCAAAAACCUCCAAACACUAGACCUCACAUGGUGUGAAAAACUAGAGUCUCUUCCGGAGAGCCUUGGAAGCCUCCAAAACCUUCAAACACUCGACCUCUCAUGGUGCAAGAAACUAGAGUCCCUUCCGGAGAGCCUUGGAAGCCUCAAAAACCUUCAAACAUUGUACUUCAAAGGGUGUGGAAAACUAGAGUCCCUUCCAGAGAGCCUUGGAAGCCUAAAAAACCUUCAAACACUCGACCUCUCCGAGUGCUAUAAACUAGAGUCCCUUCCGGAGAGUCUUGGAAGCCUCAAAAACCUUCAAACACUCGACCUCACAUGGUCCGAUGAACUAAAGUCCCUCCCGGAGAGCAUCGGAAGCCUAAAAAACCUUCAAACAUUCAACCUCUCAUUUUGCAGGGAACUAAUGUCCCUUCCAGAGAGCCUUGGAAGCCUCAAAAACCUUCAAACAUUGUACUUCAAAGGGUGUGGAAAACUAGAGUCCCUUCCAGAGAGCCUUGGAAGCCUAAAAAACCUUCAAACACUCGACCUCUCCGAGUGCUAUAAACUAGAGUCCCUUCCGGAGAGUCUUGGAAGCCUCAAAAACCUUCAAACACUCGACCUCACAUGGUCCGAUGAACUAAAGUCCCUCCCGGAGAGUAUCGGAAGCCUAAAAAACCUUCAAACAUUCAACCUCUCAUUUUGCAGGGAACUAAUGUCCCUUCCAGAGAGCCUUGGAAACCUCAAAAACCUUCAAAGUCUGGACCUCACAUGGUGCCUUAAACUAGAGUCACUUCCCGAGAGCCUUGGAAGCCUCAAAUAUCUUCAAACUCUCGACCUCUCGUGGUGCGAGAAACUAGAGUCCCUUCCGGAGAGCCUUGAAAACCUGGCUGAAAACCUGAAAAUCGUUAGAAGAGGUUAA
Molecule: messenger RNA, 2930 nt
Organism: Triticum aestivum (bread wheat)
Lineage: Eukaryota; Viridiplantae; Streptophyta; Magnoliopsida; Poales; Poaceae
Product: disease resistance protein RUN1
Exons: 3
Coding region: 69-2930 (953 amino acids)
Molecular function (GO): ADP binding; protein binding
Source: RefSeq, a predicted model, not a curated record